Scheffersomyces stipitis CBS 6054 is the source of this 504-nucleotide messenger RNA. RefSeq names its product Ypd1p (gene YPD1). Bases 1 to 504 code for a protein of 167 amino acids. The record is from RefSeq and is a predicted model, not a curated record. The transcript has a single exon. NCBI's taxonomy places the organism in Eukaryota, Fungi, Ascomycota, Pichiomycetes, Serinales, Debaryomycetaceae. Gene Ontology annotation, molecular function: histidine phosphotransfer kinase activity; protein histidine kinase binding. Gene Ontology annotation, biological process: phosphorylation; phosphorelay signal transduction system. Gene Ontology annotation, cellular component: cytoplasm; nucleus.
AUGUCAGAUGCAAAAAGACAAAGUCUACAAGACACCGGCUUAGUUGAAUGGUCUGUCUUCAGCGAAUUGGUGGCAAUGGAUGAAGAUGAAGAAGGGUUUUCUCAAUCGUUAUUUGAAACAUUCGUUGAACAAGUCUUGGAUACAUUCGAACAAAUCAACGAAAACCUCAAGGACAAAAACUUGGACAAGUUAUCAGCAUUAGGUCAUUACUUGAAAGGUUCAGCCGCAGCGUUGGGAUUAACUAAAAUAUCUACUCAAUGUGAGCGAAUUCAAAACUAUGGUCAUAAAGUCAACUUCGACAACUUUGAAUUGACUAGCGAUAGUUAUGCAAAAUCCAAAAGAGAAUCAGAUGAAAAUAAGCAUACUGAAGAUUCGGAAGAUAUUGCAAUACCGGACGAAAGCAGUGACGAGUUCUGGAUAGCAUUGAUUCAAGACGCUCUUGAUAAAGCAAAGGACGGCUUUGAGAAGUCUCGAGCAGCUCUCAACGAAUACUUUGAGUUCUAG